Messenger RNA from Prorocentrum cordatum, 680 nucleotides. The record is from the annotation of a GenBank genome assembly. NCBI's taxonomy places the organism in Eukaryota, Dinophyceae, Prorocentrales, Prorocentraceae.
GCUGGAUUCUCAUCAACAUGAAGCUUCAGGUGAUCCAGAAGCUGAGCAAGGCUGGCGAUGGCAGCGCAGCUGCGGCGUCCAUGGAGGUCGCCGCCAGGGAAGAGAGCGAGGUGUGGGGCGGCGGCCGCGUCUUUGCGGUCGGGGACUGCACCUUCGGCAAAGUCGUCGAGCCAGACCCCUCCACGGGCGACGUGGAGAGGGGCACGAAGGUGCUCUUGCCGCCGGUUCCCAAGAUAUGUUAUCCGGGAGAGGAGCAGGCCGCGCACGCCUGCAGGAAUGUCCUCCGCCUCGCGGCGUCCGACGAGCUCCCUCCGCCCGAGAGGCAGCGGACGCUGCUGAUGAACACGUGGUGGCCGUGGGGCGCUGGGAUCAUGUCCACCAGCUUGGGCCCCAAGGACGCCGUCUGCGUCAUCGGGGCCAACGACCCCGACAAGCUGCGCCAGCAGCCCCGACAGUCCACAUUAUCUAGCGGGUCGUCGAAGCCAACGCCGUCGGGGUCGGACGGAGCAGGCAAGAUGCUGAUGACGGGAUGGAAGGCGGCGAUCCACAAGGAUUACAUCGAGACGACCAAGUGCUCCGAGUGCCAGAACGGGCUGAAAGGCCGCUUUAUCUGGUACCUCGUGCACCACACGCCGAUCAACCUGUGGGGCCGGGGGCCCUGCCUCGUGUUCUGAGCGGAG